Drosophila eugracilis is the source of this 2343-nucleotide messenger RNA. It is a transcript of the gene PPP4R2r, whose product is annotated as serine/threonine-protein phosphatase 4 regulatory subunit 2. Bases 153 to 1988 code for a protein of 611 amino acids. The record is from RefSeq and is a predicted model, not a curated record. Gene Ontology annotation, cellular component: protein phosphatase 4 complex; nucleus; cytoplasm. The transcript is spliced from 4 exons. NCBI's taxonomy places the organism in Eukaryota, Metazoa, Arthropoda, Insecta, Diptera, Drosophilidae. Gene Ontology annotation, molecular function: protein phosphatase regulator activity. Gene Ontology annotation, biological process: protein dephosphorylation.
GUCGAACGGUCAUACAGUUAGCGAAAUUAAUCCAAACCAAACCAGAGCGAAUUAAUUGUCAACAGGGUUUCAGUGUCGUUAAAAAGGCUAAGUUGUGAUAGAAAGCAGUAGCACAGCUAGUGCAGUUUUCCUCCCGCUCAGCGAUCGCUUAAAUGGUCACCAUGGAGAACAGCGACGAGAUCCUGCAGAUCCUCGAGCGUUUCACACGGCUCAAGCAAAAGGAGAUACCCAAGGAGCUGGAGGAUUAUCUACAGUAUGUGGCUAAAACCGGGGACACCAUCUUCAAGUGGUCCAGUUUGAAGUAUCUGUUCCGCGAGAAGCUACUCAGCGUGAUCAAGCACUUCAACGAGGAUUCGCCACGUCUGGAGGAGAUCCCCAAUUACCCAAAUGUAGAUCCUUUCAACUACGAGACCAUGAAGUCCUCGUUGCUCGAGCGCCUGGAUCUCUUCAAUGCAGCUCCAUUCACUGUGCAGCGUCUGUGCGAGUUGUUGAUCGAUCCCCGCAAGCAAUACUCGCGCAUCGACAAGUUUAUGCGUGCUCUGGAAAAGAAUAUUCUAGUGGUCAGCACCAUCGAUCCGGGACGUAGGCGGACCGAAAGCGAGAAUGGCGACUCUUUAGAUUCGGUUGUCAACGGCGACCUUUCUUUGGAGGUCAACAUUGACAUUGAGAUGGAGAACGAGGCCCUGUUUAAUAAUGGCAACGCCGAGGAGGGCUCUGCUCCCAGUACCGGUUCGGCAAGCGGUACUCAGAAGGCCAGCUGUCCGCGAUCGGACGACAAUGUCCAGCCUAAGGCGAAGAAGGCCAAGCUGGAGAUCGAUGGCGAAGAUCGCACAGAUGCGUCCGAUGAAGUGUCCGGCGAACCUGAAUCGGAUGUGUCUAAGGCCAAAAAGGACAAGGAAGAGAAAAGUGACAACGAUGAGACUGAUUCCCCACAAGAGGCUGCCGAAAUCGAGGAGCCUGACGAGGAGGUGGACGACGCUGACCAAGAGACCAAGGCCACAAAACAGGCUGUGAAUGGCAGCAAGAAGACGAGCGAGAGGGACGAAAGAUCGCCAGCUUCUGUCGAUGAGGAGGCGGAGGACCCAAUUCCAAGUAAAUCAUCAGAUACCGAGGAAGCACCAGCUCCCAAGGAGAAAGCUGAUGAGGAGGAAAAGGAGGGGUCCGAAUCACAGGAAAAGAUUGCAAAGAAGCAAGAGGAUGAAAAGAUUGAAAAGUCUGACGAAAAGGUGGAUGACGAGAAGCAGGCUGUUGAGAAGGUCAAACCCGCAGUUGAGGGUGAAAAUGAGGAGCCCUCUAAAGCCAAGGCAGAUAAGGAGAGUGAGGAGGAAAAAUCUGCUUCAGUUGUGGCCGAUAAGGUGGAAGAAAAGGACGAUGCAAAGAAUGAGCCGCCUGUACCGGCAGAAAAGGUCGCUGAUGAGAAGGCAGUUUCCGAUGAAUCAAAACCGAAGACCAAGACCGAGGCCAAGCCAGAGGCCGAGGCCAAGGAGAGCCAACCCGAAAAGACUGAAUCUGAGCUGGCUAAGGAGCCGGUGUCGGAGGAAAAGGAAGCUGUCGAGCCGACAGCAGGAGUCGAGAAGAAGAAAGACGACGAGACCAAUGCCAAAGUGGCUGAGGCAGUUAAAGAAGCACUCGAAGAGUCACAGGAAGCUUCCAGUCCCGUUGUCGAAGAUUUGGCUGCCGCCACCACACCACAAUCUCCUUUGGGCGCUGCCGACUCUGCUGCCGAAACGCCGCCCGCCGAGGUAGCCGACGAUUCGCAGGCUUCGCCUUUAGCCGCUGUUACUCCGCCGGCUCUGGCGCUUAACGACCAGCCCAUGGAAGACACUCCGGUUGAGGAGGAGGCACGCGUCUCGCCCUCAGCCGCCGUCGAGGAGGUUGUCAUGGCCGAAAGCGGUUCGGCCGCCGAAAUGGCUACCGAAGAGGCCACCAAGGACGAACCGGCUGCAAUGGAGGUCGAUGACACCAGCCAGGAGGUGAUGGACCAGUAAACUGCAACCAUCAAAGCGCCGAAUACAACUACAUUCAACUACUACUCCAUAUAACUAGAAUCGUAAGACAAAGCGCCCCAUUCCGCAAGUAAUAAAGAUGUAACCCUGCCCCGCUCAGCCUCCGGAUACGAAUUAUAAAUCCGAGUGAUCAUCCGAAAGGAGGAGGCGCGGUAGCAGCUCUCCCUUUGUAGCCGUAAGUCGCAGCCCAGGCAAGCUCAAACACUAGACUCUGUUGACUAAUUCAUGUUUCGUAAUCUGUGUGACCACCCGAUUCGCCGCCCUCACCGUAUAUUUUGUGUAUUUAUAUAUAUUUUUAGAUAAAUCCCAAUAAAUUCCCUAGUAUCUCUGUCCACGA